Leopardus geoffroyi (Geoffroy's cat) is the source of this 460-nucleotide messenger RNA. RefSeq names its product peptidyl-prolyl cis-trans isomerase NIMA-interacting 4-like. NCBI's taxonomy places the organism in Eukaryota, Metazoa, Chordata, Mammalia, Carnivora, Felidae. Gene Ontology annotation, molecular function: DNA binding; peptidyl-prolyl cis-trans isomerase activity. The record is from RefSeq and is a predicted model, not a curated record. The transcript has a single exon. Gene Ontology annotation, biological process: rRNA processing. The coding region runs from base 33 to 428 and encodes 131 amino acids.
GCAGAAAUCAAGUACAGCCCCAAGAUUCGAAGAUGCCACCCAAGGGAAAAAGCCAUUCCAGGAAAGGGGGGAAAGGGAGAGCAGCCUUUGGGAGUGACAGUUCUGACAAGAAGGCUCAGGAUCCCAAAGGUAGUGGCAAUGCAGUAAAGGUCAGACACAUUCUGUGUGAAAAACAUGGGAAAAUCAUGGAAGCCAUGGAAAAGUUGAAGUCUGGAAUGAGAUUCAAUGAAGUGGCCAUACAGUAUAGUGAAGAUAAAGCCAGGCAAGGGGGUGACUUGGGUUGGAUGACCAGAGGUACCAUGGUGGGACCAUUUCAGGAAGCAGCAUUUGCCUUGCCCAUAAGUGGGCUGGAUAAGCCUGUGUUUACAGACCCUCGGGUUAAGACAAAAUUUGGAUAUCAUAUUAUUAUGGUUGAAGGGAGAAAAUAAAAUUGUACGCAAGACUGAAAAAAAAAAAAGAA